UAAUACCUCACACUUAUUCCAAUCGGUGAUUAACACCUCCUUCACUAUAAAUACCACAAGUCCUUGCCCUUGUCAUUCCUAGCAAAACACAGAUACAGAAAACACACUUGAAGAAGAAGCAUCAACCAUGUCCAUCAAGAUGAGCAUAUCACCAGGUGUGCCAUCACCAUCACAAUCGCCUCUAUCUUCGCCACCACCAGUGUCUCCACCACCAACAACUCUACCACUACGUACAAUCCCUGGUAGCUAUGGCUUGCCUUUACUAGGACCCAUCUCAGACAGGCUCAAUUAUUUUUGGUUCCAAGGGCCUGAAACAUUCUUAAAGAAGCGAAUAGAGAAGCACAGGAGCACAGUUUUUCGCACCAAUAUCCCUCCAACUUUCCCUUUCUUCUCCAAUGUUAAUCCCAACGUUGUUGCUGUCCUUGACACCAAGUCUUUUGCACACCUCUUUGAUAUGGAGCUUGUGGACAAAAGGGAUGUUCUUGUUGGAGAUUUCAUGCCUAGUGUGAAGUUCACUGGGGAUAUCAGGGUCUGUGCUUAUCUCGAUACUUCUGAGCCACAACACUCUAAGCUAAAAAGCUUUGCCAUGGACACCCUAAAACAGAGCUCAAAAAUAUGGGUGAGUGAAGUCUUAACGAACCUGGACACCAUGUGGGAUGGCAUUGAGUCCACCAUCACCAAAUCCGGCUCCGCCAGCUACCUUGUCCCUCUCCAACAGUUCAUCUUCAAGUUCCUCGUCAAGUGCCUUGCUGGGGCCGACCCGUCGAGCUCACAGGAGAUUGCGGAGUCUGGCUACGCCAUGCUCGACCGCUGGCUCGCCCUCCAGCUCCUCCCCACCAUCUACAUUGGUGCCCUUCAGCCUCUUGUGGAGAUUUUUCUUCAUUCUUGGGCAUACCCUUUUUUCCUUGUCAGUGGAGACUACAAGAAGAUCUACGAAUUUGUGGAAAAAGAAGGUAAGGAAGUGUUACAAAGAGGUGAGACAGAGUUUGGACUGACUCGAAAAGAAAGCAUUCACAAUUUACUAUUCGUGCUGGGUUUCAACGCGUUUGGCGGGUUCUCAGUUUUCCUUCCAAGUUUAGUGAGCACAAUAGCAAGUGACACGACCGGAUUACAAGCAAAGUUAAGAAAAGAAGCAAGAGAGAAAGGCGGGUCAACUCUGAGUUUCGACUCAAUUAAAGAAAUGCCACUAAUUCAGUCAGUUGUGUACGAAACCCUCCGACUCAACCCACCGGUUCCAAUUCAAUAUGGCCGAGCUAGGAAGGAUUUCCAACUGAGUUCACAUGACUCGGUCUUUGACAUCAAAAAGGGCGAAUUGCUUUGUGGGUAUCAAAAGCUGGUCAUGAAGGACCCAAAGAUAUUCGAUGAACCGGAGAGUUUUAAACCGGACCGGUUCAUGAAUGAAAAAGGGUCGGAGUUACUGAAUUACUUGUACUGGUCCAAUGGGCCACAGACCGGUUCACCCACCGUGUCAAAUAAACAGUGUGCGGCUAAAGACUAUGUGGUCCUCACUGCUGCUUUGUUUGUUGCUUACGUUUUCCGUAGGUAUGAUUCAAUCACUGGGGACUCUAGCUCAAUCACAGCCGUUGAAAAGGCAAAGUGAGGGCAAUCACUGCUGCUUGGAUUGUGAUUUUUUUUUUUGUCUGUAUUUAUGAGUGUAUUGACUAUUCAGGGGCCAGGGCUGUACUGAGAUCUAAAGACAGGAAGAUAAUAUGUGGCUUUUAUGAUAUGGGUGUCUGAGAAAGGAUAAGUGGGGUCCACUAUUGAUUGAUACAGGUGAGAUUGAUGAUACUGAUUAUAUUUAUACCAUGUGAGAUGGGAUCAUGUGUGGACCAGUGUUUUGAAA
Quercus robur (English oak) is the source of this 1843-nucleotide messenger RNA. Its product is annotated as fatty acid hydroperoxide lyase, chloroplastic. NCBI's taxonomy places the organism in Eukaryota, Viridiplantae, Streptophyta, Magnoliopsida, Fagales, Fagaceae. The record is from RefSeq and is a predicted model, not a curated record. The transcript is spliced from 3 exons. The coding region runs from base 128 to 1600 and encodes 490 amino acids. Gene Ontology annotation, molecular function: monooxygenase activity; oxidoreductase activity, acting on paired donors, with incorporation or reduction of molecular oxygen; iron ion binding. Gene Ontology annotation, biological process: sterol metabolic process.